AGUGAGAACUGAGAAGACUUUCGAUUUCCCUCUGUUUCUCCCUCCAAAUUGCCAAAACUUAAACCGCUUUUUCAAUCAGAGAGAGAGAGAGAGAAACCCUAGGCAUGGCGUCGACCUCGGCUUCUCGGUCCAGUGGUGGCGUCAGUGGCAGAAUCAGAACCGCAGCUUCCACACUCUACUCCGACAAUCAGUCCCUCAUCGCUGAAAUUCGAAAGGCGUUGAAUAUGAUGAAGGAAGUCGCAAUUGAUUUGGAGAGAGAUAACCAGUCUCAGAUGGUAAAGGAAAUUGAAAAUGCAGCUGUUGAGUUGUCGGGUAAAUAUGAACAGUCUACACAUUUUUCGACAGCAAUUCAUUCUGUUGCAGAUAGGUAUCAGCUUGGGCCAGAGUUAACCAAUUUUAAGAAACUGUUUGAUGAUGAAAUUGUGAAUCUCAAGGCUAAUUCAUCUUCAGUUCCAGAAAAUCAUCCUAUAAUACGCCAGUUUAGAGAAGCUAUCUGGAAUGUUCAUCAUGCAGGACAGCCAAUGCCAGGCGAAGAGCAGGAGGACAUUGUAAUGACUACUACCCAGUCCAACCUUUUGAAUGUCACCUGCCCAUUAAGUGGAAAGCCUGUUACUGAACUGGCAGAACCAGUUCGCAGUGUGGAAUGCAAGCAUGUUUAUGAAAAGAAGGUAGUCAUGGUCUACAUUCGGUCAAAUGCCCGUCAAUGCCCUGUAGCAGGUUGCCCUAAGAUAUUGCGGGCAGACAAAAUAGUAUGUGACCCAUUGUUGCUCAUUGAAAUUGAAGAAAUGCGUGCUAUGAGUAAACAAAGUGCUCCGACUUCAGAGAUAGAAGAUUGUACAGCGCUUGAUGAAGAAGAGGAUGACUGAUGAAAGUAGCUUCUGCAGCUCUGCUGGGAACUUCUUAUGAAUUUCAGGAUUUUGAAGAUCUCCACGACUUAAACUGAACUGGAUAUACCUGUAGUCCAUUCACCUUUGCAUUGCGCCAUUUGUAUUCUUCUACUCUCUUAUUUGUCCUUUUUUAGAUUCAGAUAUUAUAAUAUUUAUAUAGUCUUCUUGUUUAAUUA
Molecule: messenger RNA, 1063 nt
Organism: Quercus robur (English oak)
Lineage: Eukaryota; Viridiplantae; Streptophyta; Magnoliopsida; Fagales; Fagaceae
Product: E3 SUMO-protein ligase MMS21
Exons: 7
Coding region: 105-866 (253 amino acids)
Biological process (GO): protein sumoylation; double-strand break repair via homologous recombination
Cellular component (GO): nucleus; Smc5-Smc6 complex
Molecular function (GO): zinc ion binding; SUMO ligase activity
Source: RefSeq, a predicted model, not a curated record